Messenger RNA from Leucoraja erinaceus (little skate), 2564 nucleotides. RefSeq names its product galectin-3-binding protein A-like. The transcript is spliced from 6 exons. NCBI's taxonomy places the organism in Eukaryota, Metazoa, Chordata, Chondrichthyes, Rajiformes, Rajidae. Bases 156 to 1184 code for a protein of 342 amino acids. The record is from RefSeq and is a predicted model, not a curated record. Gene Ontology annotation, cellular component: membrane.
UUCUUGUUGUGCAUCUGAUGUCUUUACAGUGGAACCAGAAGGUGCCAAGUUGACUCUGACCACGAUGUUUGGACUAUACGUACGGGGAAAAAGUGUUCGCAUAACCUGCAUCGCUCCAGAAUAUUACAACACACGCUCAUUCCGACUCAUUAAAGAUGGGGAAGGACACGGGGAGAACUUGGACAACCACUCAAUGGACCAAGCAAGGAGCAGAGUUCAGUAUGGCCAAUAUAACCGUGGCAGACAGCGGGAACUAUACCUGUACUUACGAAGCUGAAAUCAGCAACAAGACGUUCAACUCCAGCUACAGUAACUUUGUUGCUAUCGACAUCGUUGAGCGUGUGGAGAUUCGUCUGAAGAACGGCACCCACGACUGCUCGGGCAGGGUGGAGGUCCUGAGCAACAAGACGUGGGGGACUGUCUGCGACGACCAGUGGCAGAUCGAGGAUGCCCAGAUAGUUUGCAGGGAGCUUGCCUGCGGCCACGCCAUCACCGCCACCUCACACGCCUAUUUUGGUCAAGGUAGCGGCCCCAUUAUCCUGGAUGACUUGAACUGCCAAGGAACGGAGCUGUUUCUCUGGCAGUGUGCCUCGCGACACUGGGGCCAACACAACUGUAAUCAUCAUGAAGAUGCUGGAGUUAUCUGUUCUGGUCCCAAAGCAAGGUUGUCGUUGAGUCCAGACUAUGAUGUCUUUGCCAAAGGGGAUUCAGUCACCUUUAAAUGUUCAAUCCAGAGACACAACGCCAGCAAACGUAUGGAGUUUUUACGAAACAGCGUUUACAUCUUGCAUGAGGAACUCAACCCAGAAGAUGUUUCUGCGACGUACAUUAUUGGCGAUAUCGGAGAAAAUGACCAGGGAUAUUACACAUGUCGAUAUUCCUAUUUGAUGGGUACUCAAUGGAUAAAGUCGACUGCAAGUGAUCCAGUACCAUUAAUACUGUCAGAUUCACCUGUUAGUCGAAGAAGGAAUUCCGCAGGGCCCAUGAACAGGAAGAAAAUCAUCGGUCUUUCUGCGGGAAUGAUCAUUGCUCUUGUCCUUGGACUGUUUGCGCUAAACCGUUAUCGGAAAUCGGGCUACAUCUGGGAACGCAAAGGAAGUCGUCUCCACAAUCUACAACCAUUAAUCACUAAUCAAGAUGAGCAAGAUCGGACUGAAGAUAUCGAUGAAGAUAGCUCAAUUUGAGCAGGAACUACUUGAAUUUUUCCAUACUAUAUUCCCAUAAUACAAAUGCCAACUGUAUGAACUAUGAAACAUACAUGCUAUCAUUCAAACAGUCAUUGAACGAUACAGUGUGGAAACAGGCCCUUCGGCCCAACUUGGCCACACUGGCCAACGUGCCCCAUCUACACUAGUCCCACCUGCUGCCCAUGUUUGGCCCAUAUCCCUCUAAACCUGCCCUAUCCAUGUAUCUGUCCAAGUGUUGUGAUUGUCCCAGCCUCAACUACCUUCUCCAGCAGCUCAUUCCAUACACCUACCUGUGUGGAAAAGUUGACCCUCAUAUUCCUAUUAUAGAAGCAUAGAAACAUAGAAAAUAGGUGCAGGAGGAGGCCAUUUGGCCCUUCGAGCCAGCACCGCCAUUCACUGUGAUCAUGGCUGAUUGUCCCCAAUCAAUAACCCGUGCCUGCCUUCUCCCCAUAUCCCUUGACUCCACUAGCCCCUAGAGCUCUAUCUAACUCUCUCUUAAAUCCAUCCAGUAACUUGACCUCCACUGCCUUCUGUGGCAGGGAAUUCCACAAAUUCCCAACUCUCUGGGUGAAAACGUUUUUUCUCACCUCAGUCUUAAAUGGGAUCCCUUUUAUUCUAAGACUGUGGCCCCUGGUUCUCGACUCGCCCAACAUUGGGAACAUUUUUCCUGCAUCUAGCUUGUCCAGUCCUUUUAUAAUUUUAUAUGUUUCCACAAGAUCCCCCCUCAUCCUUCUAAACUCCAGUGAAUACAAGCCUAGUCUUUUCAAUCUUUCCUCAUAUGACAGUCCCGCCAUCCCAGGAAUCAAUCUCGUGCACCUACGCUGCACUACCUCAAUUACAAGGAUGUCCUUCCUCAAAUUUGGAGACCAAAACUGUACGCAAUACUGUAGAUGUGGUCUUACCAGAGCUCUAUACAUGUAUUGUCUAUGUUCCUAUAUUUCUGAGAUGGAUAAAGACAUAUAGCAGAUAGAUGGAUAGAUUUAUAUAGAUAAAUAUUCCCCCCCCUCUCUCACCUUAAACCCAUGUCCUCGGGUCCUCCAUUCCCCUACUCUGGGCAAGAGACUGUGCGUCUACCCGAUCUAUUCCUCUCGUGAUUUUACACACCUCCAUCAGAUCACCCUUAUCCUGCUGUGCUCCUAGGAAUAGAGGCUCAGCCUGCCCCAACCUCUCCCUGUAGCUCAGGCCCCUCGAGUCCCGGCAACAUCCUCGUAAAUCUUCUCUGCCGCCCUUUCAAAGCUUGACGACAUAUUUCCUGUAACACGGUGCCCAGAACUGAACACAAUAUUCUAAAUGCAGCCUCACCAACGUCUUGUACAACUGCAACGUGACCUCCCAACUUCUAGACUUUUAUUUUAAAUAAAGCAGUUUACAUUUGCA